AUGCAAAGGUCGCCAAUAUCUUUAGUUCGAUAUCCAAACAUGAAAUUAAUAGUAGUCAGUUGUUUGUUGGUGAUUUUCCUGGCGGGAAAACACCAGGCCAGCGCCAAAAGUGUGCUGGGUAACUUGACCAGCGAAGUCGGCCACGAUGCCUCCGAGUUGGGCAAUGAAUUGGGUCAAGAGAUUAUUCAGUAUGGCCAAGAGGCCUCCCAAAGCGGAUUACAUUAUGGACAGGCAGCGGAAAAUGCCUCCUCUGGUUGGCAACUUGGAAUGGAUGGCAACAUUUUUGGCCAUGAAUUGGGAGAUGAGGGCGACCAGUUAGGUCAGGAGGCUUCCAACAGCGCCAUUAACUUUGGCCACCAAGUUUCCCAGGAAGCAGAAGAAGCAGCCAGCGAGGAACUUAAGGCCUUGGCUAAGCAAUCAGCCAACCAAACAUCUAAGAAGUCUGUCAGCAAAAGGUCAACUGCUACUGACAAAGAAAACCCUUCCGUGACCUGUGCUUGCACCUGCUCCAGUGAUGGAGCUGCUGCCAAAGUUGCACAUGAUGUUGCCUCGAGUGCUGCUGGAGCCGCUGGAACAAUUGCUCACGAUGCUGCCGGUGUGGCCUCGAGUGUGGAUGGAAGUGCAGCAAAUGCUGCUGGAACUAUUGCCCAUGAUGCUGGAAAUGUUGCCGGAGAUGUUGCCCAUGCCGCUGGCAAAGUAGCUGGAGAUGCAGCACAUGCUGCCUCCAAAGUAGCUGGAGAUGCAGCCAAUGCUGCUAGCAAAGUUGCCGGAGAUGUUGCCAAUGCUGCUGGAAAUGUAGCUGGAAGUACAGCAAAUGCUGCGAGUAAUGUUGCUGGAGAUGUUGCCAAUGCAGCUGGAAAUGUUGCCGGAGGCGGCAAUGCUGCCACUAAUGUUGCUGGAGAUGUUGCCAAUGCAGCUGGAAAUGUCGCAGGAGAUGCAGCAAAUGCUGCUGGAACUAUUGCUCAUGAUGCUGGAAAUGUUGCCGGAGAUGUAGCAAACGCUGCUGGAAAUGUUGCUGGAGAUGCUGCUAAUGCUGCCAGCAAUGUUGCUGGAGAUGCUGCUAAUGCUGGCGCCAAUGUUGCUGGAGAUGUGGCCAACGCUGCUGGAAAUGUGGCAGGAGAUGCAGCAAAUGCUGCAAGCAAUGUUGCCGGAGAUGUGGCAAAUGCAGCCGGAAACGUAGCUGGUGAUGCAGCAAAUGCUGCUGGAAAUAUAGUACAUGAUGCUGGAAAUGUUGCUGGUGAUGUUGCCAAUGCAGCUGGAAAUGUAGCCGGAGAUGCAGCACAUGCUGCUGGCGAUGUUGCCAAUGCUGCUGGAAACGUAGCAGGAGAUGUUGCCAAUGCAGCUGGAAACGUAGCAGGAGAUGUGGCAAAUGCUGCUGGCGAUGUGGCAAAUGCUGCAGGCCACCUUUUCCACGACUUAUUCUAGAGUACCUCUCUUACUUAUUUA
Molecule: messenger RNA, 1446 nt
Organism: Drosophila eugracilis
Lineage: Eukaryota; Metazoa; Arthropoda; Insecta; Diptera; Drosophilidae
Product: circumsporozoite protein
Source: RefSeq, a predicted model, not a curated record